This is a messenger RNA of Asparagus officinalis (garden asparagus), 2095 nucleotides long. Its product is annotated as heat shock cognate 70 kDa protein 2-like. Bases 31 to 1890 code for a protein of 619 amino acids. Gene Ontology annotation, molecular function: misfolded protein binding; ATP hydrolysis activity; ATP-dependent protein folding chaperone. Lineage: Eukaryota; Viridiplantae; Streptophyta; Magnoliopsida; Asparagales; Asparagaceae. Gene Ontology annotation, biological process: protein refolding; cellular response to unfolded protein. The record is from RefSeq and is a predicted model, not a curated record. Gene Ontology annotation, cellular component: cytoplasm. The transcript is spliced from 2 exons.
UGUUCUAACUGUUUGAUUCUUCGGCGGGGGAUGGCGGGAAAGGGAGAGGGUCCGGCGAUCGGGAUCGAUCUCGGGACGACGUACUCCUGCGUCGGAGUCUGGCAGCACGGUCGGGUGGAGAUCGUCGCCAACGACCAGGGGAACAGGACGACGCCGUCCUACGUGGCGUUCACCGACUCCGAGAGGCUGAUCGGCGACGCGGCGAAGAACCAGGCCGCCAUUAACCCGACCAACACCGUUUUCGAUGCAAAGCGUUUGAUAGGAAGGCAUUUCAGUGAUGCGUCUGUCCAGAGUGACACCGAGUUGUGGCCCUUCAAGGUCAUUCCUGGCCCUGGAGACAAGCCCAUGAUCGUUGUCCGGUACAAGGAAGAGGAAAAGCAGUUUGCUGCUGAAGAAAUUUCUUCAAUGGUUUUGAUUAAGAUGAAAGAAAUCGCUGAGGCAUACCUUGGCUGUACCGUCAAGAAUGCUGUGGUCACAGUCCCUGCUUAUUUCAAUGAUUCACAACGUCAGGCCACCAAGGAUGCUGGCCUCAUUGCAGGGCUUAAUGUUAUGAAAAUCAUCAGCGAGCCGACUGCUGCUGCUAUUGCCUAUGGUCUUGACCAUAAGACGACUAGCGUUGGUGAGAGCAACGUCCUCAUCUUUGACCUCGGUGGUGGUACGUUUGAUGUUUCCCUUCUUACCAUUGAGAAGGGUAUCAUCAAGGUCAAGACUACUGCUGGUGACACCCAUCUUGGAGGAGAGGACUUCGACAACCGAAUGGUGAAGCAUUUCAUUCAGGAGUUCAAGAGAAAGAGCACAAAGGACAUCACCUGCAACCCCAGGGCUCUUAGGAGAUUAAGAACAGCUUGUGAGAAGGCGAAGAGGUUUCUCUCCUCCACCCCUGAGACCACAAUUGAGAUCGAUUGCCUCUAUGAGGGUAUUGAUUUCUACUCAACCAUCACCAGGGCCAGAUUUGAGGAGCUGAACAUGGAUCUUUUUAGCAAGUGUAUAGAGCUAGUGGAGAAGUGCUUGAGGGAUGCCGAGAUGGAUAAGAGCGCUGUCCAUGAUGUGGUGCUUAUCGGGGGGUCCACCAGGAUUAACAAGGUCCAGCAGUUGCUUCGGGAUUUCUUCAACGGGAAGGAGCUCUGCAAGGGCAUCAACCCUGAUGAGGCAGUCGCCUAUGGUGCUGCAGUGCAAGCUGCAAUGUUGAGCGGUGAAGGCGACAAGAUCGUGCAAAAUUUGCUGUUGUUGGACGUUACUCCUCUCUCCCUUGGACUACAGACUCGUGGGGAGAUUAUGACCGUUUUCAUCCCAAGAAACACCACCAUUCCUACCAAGAAGGAGAAGGAACUCUAUACUUCCUACGACAACCAAACCUCUGUCUCCUUCCCGGUGUAUGAAGGUGAGAGGAUGAAAUCAACGGACAACAACUUGCUCGGCCAGUUUGAGCUCUGUGGCAUCCCUCCUGCUCCUCGGGGUCGUGCUCAGUUCACUGCCUGCUUUGAGAUCGAUGUCAACGGCAUUCUGAGCGUCUCUGCUGAGGACAAGAGCACCGGUCAAAAGAAAAAGAUCACCAUCACCUGUGAAAAGGACAGGCUGAGCAAGGAGGAGAUUGAGAGGAUGGUGAGGGAGGCUGACAAGUUCAAGUCUGAGGACGAGGCACGCAAGAAGAAGGUGCAGGCCAAGAACGCCCUCGAGGACUACGCCUACUACAUGAGGAACUCCAUCAGGGAAGCCAAGAUUGCUUCGAAGCUGGCAGAGGCUGAUAGGAAGAGGAUUGAGGACCUGUUUGAUCAGACGAUGCGAUGGCUCGACACGAAACAGUCGGCGGAGGCUGCUGAAUUUCAAGACAAGAAGUGGGAGUUGCAGAUUAGCUUUAAUCCGAUACUUGCCAAGGUGAAUCAGGGUUAAGUCAUGCUCCCUCCUCUUUUGGAUUAAUGCAGUGUCGUUACUUUUGGUUAUGACUUAUAUAUAUAUAUAGCAAAACUUGUGUCAAAUUAAGUGGAUAGCAAAAAGUAUAUAUAUAGUUUCUGAACGUAUAUGUUUAUAGUUUCUGUCAUUAUGCUGCUCAGGAAGCUAAAAUUUGAAACAACAUCCACACUUUCUAUUUCCUUGA